Messenger RNA from Anthonomus grandis grandis, 1376 nucleotides. It is a transcript of the gene Sc2, whose product is annotated as very-long-chain enoyl-CoA reductase. The transcript has 5 exons. The record is from RefSeq and is a predicted model, not a curated record. Gene Ontology annotation, biological process: very long-chain fatty acid biosynthetic process. Gene Ontology annotation, molecular function: oxidoreductase activity, acting on the CH-CH group of donors; protein binding. NCBI's taxonomy places the organism in Eukaryota, Metazoa, Arthropoda, Insecta, Coleoptera, Curculionidae. The coding region runs from base 330 to 1229 and encodes 299 amino acids.
AAAAAAAGCAAUUAACCUAAAAAAACCUGAAAACUGUUUACAUUACUUUUUUAAAUCGGAAUUGAAUCCAUAUUUUAUGUAUUAAACAGUAAAAAAUCUAAAGAAUUCUGGUUGCCCCACUAAUAAAUAACUAAAGUUUUUUCUCGUUCUGAGGCACAAGACUAAAGUAAAUUUUUCCAGUGUCAAAGGUCAAUGUUCAUAACAAAACAUACUUCAUUAACCUUGCCUAUAAACCAAUGAAUUUUUAAUUAUAAAACGAUAAUUUAGCAUUUUUAAGUCCAUCGUUGUUGCAUACGAACGUAGUUUAGGUCACACAAUAAAGCUGAGUCAUGGUUCAGGUGGAAGUUUUCACUACCUCCAACAAAAAAAUUGGAGAAAUUUCUGUAAGUGAAGAUGCAAAAGUCAGGGAGAUUAAGAAACAAAUCGCAGCAAUUUCACCAAAGCUCCCUGUCGAAAGGCAAUCGGUUAGAGCAGAGCAAAAAGGAAAAGACUUACAAGAUGAACUUAACGUUCAGUCCUUAGGGAGCACUAGAAAAAUCUAUGUUAAAGACUUGGGACCUCAAAUUGGCUGGAACACAGUAUUUAUUCUCGAAUAUGCUGGGCCUUUGGUCUUGUAUAACAUUAUCGCAACACAACCAUGGGUAUUUUAUGGAGAUAUUGCGGAUGAAAGUUCUUUAUCAACCACAGCACUUCUUGCUUUAGGUUGCUGGAGUAUCCAUUACAUGAAAAGAAUAUAUGAAACCAUCUUCAUUCAUCGCUUCUCACAUGGAACUAUGCCGUUAAGAAACCUCUUUAAAAACUGUGGAUACUACUGGGGCUUUGCCAUGUAUGUUGCUUAUCAUGUCAAUCACCCAUUGUUCACUCCACCUCCCUGCACAAUGCAAAUUGUUGGAUUAAUUUUGUUUGCGGUUUGUGAACUUGGAAAUUUGAGCAUUCACAUUUUGUUGAGGGAUUUAAGACCUCCUGGAACUAAAGUGAGAAAAAUCCCUAUGCCAAAUACUAAUCCACUGACUAAACUUUACAAUUUGGUAUCUUGCCCUAAUUACACCUAUGAAUUUGGUGCUUGGCUUGGAUUUACCCUCUUAACUUCCUGUGUACCAGCUGGUUUGUUUGCAUUGGCUGGCCUUUACCAAAUGUCAAUUUGGGCCUUAGGAAAGCACCGCAAUUACAAAAAAGAGUUCUCUGACUAUCCCAGGAAUAGAAAAGCUAUUUUGCCCUUCAUCCUCUAGUUUAUUAAGUUAAUGUAUUCCAUACGUAAUGGUUUAAAUCAUUUUGUUACAAUGUAAUAGGUGUUCUGUUAAUAAAACUACUGAUGCUUGUUUAAUAUUUUAUUGUAUUGAAAUAAUUUGGAAAUAAAGUUAUAAAAGUAGACUAAA